AUGCCGGCCCUUCACUGGUGCGGCAGGAAGUGGCGCACCUCGACAGAUGAUUUCGCCUUUUCCAGUGUUUUCUUUUUUGCGUUUCUCGUCGUUAGCGGGACUCUUGCCGUGAGUCGUUUCCACCAUGGCGAUGGUGCUUUUAUACGGGAUUGCCCGGGGGCUUCUCUUACACUUCACAGGACUUUUUUGGCUCUUGGGAUUGUGGAUUUGAUUGGCGCCGUGGCGUUUCUUGUGCUUGCGUGGCUGAGCCUUCAGGGGAGUCCGUUUCAGGUGUCGAAGCGACGCCGGAUUCCCCACCUGCUCAGUGUGACGUCACUUUCCAUACUGGCAAUGCUGGUGCUCUCCAGCGUAGUAACGAAGCACACAAUCUAUGACAUGGAUAGUAAAUAUUGUGCGAACCCCACAAGACGUUUCUUGUAUGUUGUUGUCAUAUUUAAUUUCUUUGUUUCUUUUUGCUACGGUGUUAUGUUUGCAGUGGUUUUUGAUCCAGUCGGGCGCCGUGUGUGGAUGGACUCCGUCGAGUACGAGUCUCUAUGGUACGCUCGUUGCCGUGUUUUUUGCUGUUGCCUGUAUACGCGUCACAACAAAGACGUCUUUGAGGAUGUUUCGAGAAAUGUGGCUGGUUUAUUUUGCGGCUAUGAUAUAGUGCCGAGUGACGUGGCUGCGGGCAUGCUUCUUGUGCACAACAGACAGAAAUGUGAGCUUCACCUUCGACGACUAAAUGUGCAGUAUCCACCGGCUCCCGAUGGGAAAAGUGAACGCAUCUCUUUACAGGCACGACAUUUUCUUCCGUUGAGUGAGAAGCAACGGAGACAGCUCGCUGAUAUUCGAACGUAUAGUCGUUUUUACCUAUCCGCAUAUGGUUGGCCUCUCUUUGAGUACAUGCAUUGCUGCACAGGAUUGUCUAGGCUCUGCUGCUUUGAUCCAAGGAUGUGUUGCCGCGGGCAUGCGGGUUCCCACCGCGGAACGAGAUGCUGUGACUUAACUACAAUUCUUAAGGUUACCGGGAUCAGAGAUGAGGAUGUCAUUCUCACACGAUGGGAAAAUGCUCCGUUUCGUCCUGUGUUUUUUGUUGUCAUUGACCAAUCCACCGAUUCUGUCAUAGUGGGGAUUCGAGGAACCAUGUCCUUCGCUGAUUGUGUCACGGACAUGGUGGCAACCCCCGGUUUGCUUGAGAUGCCAGAAACAGAAUUGGAGGCUAACACAACUCAUGCCGACUACCACGUUCAUGGAGGAAUGCAGAAAUGUGCUGCCUACGUGCUGCAGGAAUUACGUGAAUGUGGCGUUCUUGACUGUAUUCUUCACGGAGAGUUUAGUAGGCGCAAGGUUGUUGUGCUUGGUCACUCCCUUGGCGCGGGAGUUGCUUCUAUUCUGAGUAUAAUGCUCUGGUCUACAGAAGUGACGCUGCGCAGUCGCUUGCAAUGCCUGGCGUAUGCGCCACCCGGGGGAUUGUUAUCCCCUGCGUUGGUUGCGUACAGUAAAGAGUUUAUUGUGGGUUGUUUUGUUGGGAAUGACAUCAUACCACACAUGGCCAGUCAUACACUUUAUGCUUUGCGGGAAUCCAUCUUGGAUGAGCUUAUGAAGACUUCAAAAAACAAGUCGCUUCUUUUUAUGGGUCAUCGACGUUUAGCGAAGCCGAUGCAGCCGCCAUUGGCAUCGUCUGCAUGUCAUUCAUCAGAAAGUAUCACCACUCGUAAUAAUCUUUUUGCGGCAUCAUCUUCGCUGCUGACGGAGCCGAAGAAAUUGUACCCGCCUGCCACACUUAUACACUACCGUAAAGCGGUGGUGCGAAAUACCUCAUGCUACUGCUGCUGUUCUUCCAAGCAAUGUUGUUGUCAGGAGGAGGAGGUGUUUGUGCCUCUAUUUGAAUCACCGCAAGAUGUGCAGUGCGUGGUUUGCGCCGCUUCCAUGCUCCGAGAUCACUUUCCGGAUCGUCUCUUUUCUGUCAUUGAGGAAGCGGAUAGAAGGCUGAAUGUCGGGGAGCUAGAGCGUUUCUUUGUGACGAGCGAAGAUGUGAGAGACGCCCGCGUCAACUACGGGACCACCACCUCUGAUAACAUGUCGAGUUUGGUGUGA
Molecule: messenger RNA, 2076 nt
Organism: Trypanosoma rangeli
Lineage: Eukaryota; Euglenozoa; Kinetoplastea; Trypanosomatida; Trypanosomatidae
Product: putative lipase domain protein
Exons: 1
Coding region: 1-2076 (691 amino acids)
Biological process (GO): lipid metabolic process
Source: RefSeq, a predicted model, not a curated record